AUGACUGUCAAAAGUCGCAAGGAUGUGUGUGUACUAAUGUUGGGUUGUGGGGGUCACUGCCAACUUAUAAACACCAAAGGGAGCCUCAUGUUGCGAGGGUGCAAACAUGCUGCUUAUGUUACCAGCUUCUCCAUCAUCACCACCUUCUGGUCUUUUCACUCACAUCAACAACUCAAACUCUGGGGCAUGACAGGAACUGUGAGUUUUAUAGUCUUGUUAUCAGGAAGUGUAAAAACUCACCAGACAAAGAGCCCACUUGUUUUCACUUUACUUUGUUCUCACAGAGUCACGGAGGCAUGUUUGAAUCCAACCCACCACGCCUUGGACGGGGAGCACGCCAAAUGUGGUAUGACUCCAGAUCUAGAUUUCAGGGAAGAAAUCCUGAUUUAUGAUUUGAAAUUAAAGUACCAGCAUGUUACUACCUUUAUAAAAUAUAUAAUGUCACAUAAUUAUUCAUUCAUUUGGUGUUGUUCAGUAUUCUGUCCAAUAGAAAUGAAUUACAGCAGCUCACAGUGAACUGAAAUCUAAGCUUGUUUAAUUGAAUACCGUUCGCCUCUUGUAUCACCUUUCAAUAUUGUGACUUAAUAAACAUUCACAAUACACGGCUGCUUAGUGAGUCAUGACAGACAGUAAUGUGUCACCUUAUAUAUACAGCUCAUGUAAUGCACUCAGUGCACGCAGACAUUGAAUUUAUUAACCCUCCUCCUGUGUUAGGGUCUGCACCGACCCGUUUUUGAUUUUAAAUGCUUAAAAGAACCACUUAGAUUCGCUUUUGUGCAUCAAGACUUUUUGACUUUGUCAGGAACCUCUAUUUCAACAAAAGAAAAAAUAUAUAUAAAAAAAUUAAUUCGCUAAAUUAUAAAAUGCUCUUUUUAAAAUUACGGCACUUGUGGUGUUAGGGUCGCUGUUGACCCGGUUAGAUCAAUAUCUAAUAAUCACAAGUGCACUGUCAGGCACCACAUUGACAGUCAGAUCCUCGUCCAAUCAUGUGAGAUUUAGGAAAUUCUAAUUUUGCCUGGUUUUUCCCUGUAUAAAAAAACUACUUUGGGCAUGUCCAGACAUGUGAGAUCAGUUCAGUAUAGAUGUCUGUAUGAGGGGUAUACUGACAAAGAAAGACUCAUAGGUCCACUAUAAAAACUGUUUAAGCAAUAUUUUCAUGGAUAAUGAAGCCUAACAAGGUAACCUAGAGAUGAGAACUAAAUCGGAUGAUAGAGAAUUGUUUUUAGUGUAAUUUAAGACACAGGUCAAAAAUGACCGUUAACAUGGUGGGUGUGUGGUGAAAGCUGGAAGGAGGAAGGUUAACUUAGUCAACCCAAGGGGCCAUUCUGAGAAAAAUAAGGACGUGUCUGAUGAGGGGUUUCCUUGGCAACAAGCGUCACACUUUGAAAGUCUGGAAACUGAGAAAAAAACUUAAGUUAGAGAAAGAAAUCUCUGUAACCCUGACCAAGAAAGUUCUUGGACCACCCUAAGUUCCCACUGAAACAGCUGCAUGUACUCAAAUUUUCCCUCCUGAUCACAUUAGUCAUGGAGAGACCAGUGAGGAAAUAGCUUCAUGAGUGAUUUCGAGUUAUGAUGACUGAAACCUUUUUUUUUUUUUUUACCUAAAUGUCUCACAUGCUUUUACAUGUUUUGUGACCAAAAUGUCAUGUAAAUAUAUCGCACGUUAUAAAACUUUGUCAUUAAGGUUAAUCAAAGAAAACUUAAAUGUUCAGUAAACUUUUUUUGUGGGUCAAUUUAGCUUCUAAAAGUUUGUGUUACAUGCAAACUUUUCUCAUCAGGACACAAAUUAUCUGAAACUGAAAGAAAGUUAUUUACUGAAUCAUGAACCUGACGUUUUAUCACCUUUUAUCCACAGCGCACAGGAAGUGGGGCAAAAAGAAGAAAGGAGAUCGAGUGAGACCUGAGACACAACACUGGGUAGAAAUGUGAUCAAGUCAUCUGAGAUAUUUAAGGCUAAAAGGUACAGUGUGUGGAAAUAUUUAGCAACAUCUAGCAGUCAGAUCCGAGAUUGAAAUGCUCCUCUGUCACCCCUCCCAUUAGUAAAACAAGAGUGGCCUUUAAGAAGAAGAAGAAACUAGCAUGAUUCAUAAGUAUGAGCCUCUAUUUGUCAAGUUUUUAAAACAUGAAUCAGUGCAAAUUCUUACAGACACAGCUGUUUGGGUUUUUUAUGUGAGCUGCUGGUAUUUUUUGACAAAUGGAGACAAACAUGUAGAAAAACAAAUUAAAGGAAGAUUAAUGACUUUUCAAUUUAUAUCCAGUCACAAACCUGAUCAGUGUUUACGCUUACAGAAGUAGUGCUGCAUUACAUGAUAAAAAAACACAACAAUAUUUUGUACUUUCAAAAAAAUUUUCUUAUUUUAUUCUUAGAUUCUUAUUUUACCACACCCCACAGGAAAUAAAUACGAGGAAAAUAUCAUCUUACCAUUGUUGUCAUCCUCAGUCUGUCAAUGGGAAGAAUAUCACAUAUGUUAAGUCAACACAUAACAGAUUUUGUAAGAAAUUUGCAUUCACAUGUAAUACCCCAACUCAGAACGCACCAACACAAAAAAAGCCAUAACAGCUACAUGAAAAUCAUCCUGGUGUAUCUAUUUAUUACAUGUGUUUAACUUUCCUGCAUCUAUAAAACAUCUGAACAUAUAUUUAUAUCAGCUGUGUAUCUCUAUCAGACUGUACAGAUCUGUUGCAAUAAAUUCUCAUAAGUGAACCGAUUUUAAAAAAACAGAGCAUCUCAGAUAGUCGAGAAAACUGUUUACCUUUUUGUUAUUUGUGGUUCAUUUUUCACAGCCAAUCGCAUCCCUCGGUCCUUCAUUAAUUUUGUUCUUUACUUUUUAUUUUAGGCCUUUCCCUGUUCACUCCACAGUAAAUGUCUCCUCCUCCUUAGUCUUACACAGAAUAACCACACUUUUACAGCCCCCUUCUUACACGGCACAAUAUAAUCUAUCUCACACAGCUAACAAAUGAUAAGGCAUCAGCUAAAAAAAUAAUUAUUAAACAUGAACCUUGUUUGUGUUUCAUCUUUUGGUGUUAACUUGUAGGAACAUAACAUUUGCCAAAAAAAGUCGUCACUGAUAUUUGCACAGCUCAUUAGCUCAUCUUCACCAUCAUCUGUCACUGCUGGCAAACAACACACUGCUCUCACUUUACAAACACUUAAGAUAGGCUAAUUACUUUUCCUUUCUAUACAUAGAGAGUUACUUAAUUUGAGAGAAUGUAACGCUCACUGAGACACAUCUUUUCCCAGCCUGUCUAAAGAGUAUUGUAAAUAAAUAAACCCUGAAAAAUUGCAAGAUAUGAAGCAGAAUUUAAAAAUCCUAAUUCAUAGAAGCUGGUACACGGUGUAUGAUUAUGAUUAUACCCCAUGAAUUUACUAAUAAUGGUUUGCAAAUCAUUUGAAUCACAUAUUGAAAACAAGAAAAUAUGGGGGGGGGGGGGGGAAUAAAAAGUUGAUCACUGCUAAAACAAAAACACCUGUAAGAAGAUCUUCCAACUAAUCAUGUUAAUUUGCAACAGAUUAGUAACAUGCCCAGGUGUUCAGCAAACUGACUACCUCAUAGUAAAAUAGCAAAUACUUCCUGAGAUUUUAUCCUUAACAGAGCAUAAUUUUUAAGCCCAAAAACAAGACAGGAUGGUUCAGAAUGAUAAUAACCAAUUGUUUGUGAAAACACAGUGUCACUUCAUACACAAAUUCUAGUUCAAACUGUAUCAUGCAAGGAGGAAACCAAGCAUGAUCCAGAAACGUCAACAACUUUUCAUCAAGUUUUGACACGGACAAACAUUUGAGGGAUCAAGAAAUUGAAAAUACAACCCCACGCUGUUGAGUUUAGCUAAAAUCACAUUUUAGGUUGGACAACAUUUCAAUUUCCAAACCACAGAAACUGAUCUUCUUGGUUUCCAAACUUUUACAGAGUGUUGAAAAAGUGAUGCAACUUAAAGUGAAUCAUGCAUCACGUAACAACAUUUUUAAAACUGGCAUCAAACGAGAAACUGUCUUUGCACUACUUUUAAUCAAAUACUGAAUUUCCAAACCAUCAAAAUCUGUUUUUAUCAAAAUUUUACACAGACUUGGGGUUGUUGAAGUUGAAUCAUCUUCAGCAGUUCUUACUUAUCAUUUAUUAUUUACUUUGAAUAUGAUCUUAUCCUCUUCACUUGUCUUCUGCCAAAAUAACCCAAACUUGCACCACUUCAUCCCAUCAUAUAGUGACAACAGUGUUAUUAUAUAUUUUCAGCAACCACUUCAGACUAACAAAAUCAUGAUAUUUCUGUAACCCUAACUAUAGCACAUCAGUCGCCUACAGCUUCCCACAUACCAGAGUAGGGCAUGAACCCUUGACUCCGCCACGACCGUGCUUUCACUAUGUAAGUCUGUUUAUCUAAACCAGCCAACCCCAUCGCAGCUUCAGCAAAGCAGUGUUUAAAUGAAGCUCAAGAAUUGCCAUGAUCUUAAUCCGGACAGCGAUUACGUUGUCACUACUGCGCAAUUAGGAAAACAGUUAAGCAAAAGAAUUUAAAGGAGACGGAGUAAGAAAUGCCAGAGCCAUGCACCAGUCAAACACGCCAAACGACUCAAGAACAGAGGCGACGACGAGAUUUUACAGAUCUGUACUUACCAUAAAACACAACCUCACUUACUUGACUUUGAUGAGUUAAUGCACCAGCCACAUUACUGAUACCAAGACUAAGGAGCCUCAGAGCCUAAGGGUCCCCAGUAACAGGAUGCUGAAAUACAUCUGACAUGUAAUUAACAGAAGCUCUUGCAUUUGUCAACAAUUAAAGAAGAAAAGAGCCAGACUGCUCAUGAGCUAGAGUCUAUAUUUGCUUGAGUCCAAACAAGACUAUUUGGAAAGACCAGACGUAUUGCAUAUCACCUUUUAUCGUACUGCAAUUACACCACAAGAGAAUACUUUCACAGUGUCUUGGGUGUCGAAUUUCUGUGGAGAAAAACUUUCCAGGAUAAUGGAUGAUAAAGGGAUCCGAAUUUAGCUACAACAACACCGUCCUCUUGUGUAGACAUGUCUAAAAUAACGUCACCGCCAAAUAGUUGUCGAGCAAUGUAACAGUCUCAUGUAAGUAUACGCUAAUUGGACACUUCAUUCUGUAAAUGAAAAAACAAAACCUACACACAUUUUAGUAGCAACAUUAUCUCUAAUUUUAAUAAAUACGACAAAAACAUCCGUUAGUAACAGAGAAAACAAACGUGUUUGUGAAAAGUAUCAGAUAUUAAAGUGAUGACACGCACAGUUGUAACCAUUAGUUGGAUUUGGCAGUAAUCAGCAGUUUCAAUCGGGUGUUUCAUUAGAUGUUUUUAUUUCACAGGGUAACAUGA
This is a messenger RNA of Xyrichtys novacula (pearly razorfish), 5323 nucleotides long. The record is from the annotation of a GenBank genome assembly. Lineage: Eukaryota; Metazoa; Chordata; Actinopteri; Labriformes; Labridae.